This is a messenger RNA of Juglans regia (Persian walnut), 2067 nucleotides long. Its product is annotated as autophagy-related protein 16. The transcript has 4 exons. The coding region runs from base 82 to 1668 and encodes 528 amino acids. Gene Ontology annotation, molecular function: protein binding. Gene Ontology annotation, cellular component: autophagosome membrane. Lineage: Eukaryota; Viridiplantae; Streptophyta; Magnoliopsida; Fagales; Juglandaceae. The record is from RefSeq and is a predicted model, not a curated record. Gene Ontology annotation, biological process: autophagosome assembly.
ACAAGGAAAAAAAAUAUGAGAAAAUUACAGUCUUUUUCAUACAAAAUCACCACUCAAUUCCACUCAGAUUGAACAUAUUGAAUGGAGUUCUCCGUUUGUUUUCCGAUGGUAGAGGGAAUGACUAUGCUGAAUCUUUCCAGGUCACAGGACCAGAUAGCGAGGGAGGCGAUAAAGCACGCUUUGAGGUCUCUACGGAAGCGGCAUUUGCUCGAAGAAGGUGCUCAUUCUCCGGCUUUCAUCGCUCUUACCAGACCAAUCGCCUCUCAGGGCUCAGAAUGGAAAGAGAAAGCAGAAAAUCUGGAGUUGGAACUCCAGCAAUGUUACAAAGCUCAAUCUCGGUUGUCCGAGCAACUUGUGGUCGAAGUAGCUGAAUCCCGAGCUUCAAAAGCCUCACUUCAAGAGAAAGAAUCAGCAGUCUCAAAUCUCCAGGCAGAGUUGACUCAAACAAGGGAUGAAUGUUCUCAAUUGAAGGCAGACUUGGAAGAAAAGAUAAAAGCUUUAGAAUUGCUUAUAUGUGAGAACCAUCAACUCAAAGCUCAACUGGAAGAGAUAACUAUUAAAGCUAAGAAUGCCGAGGCUGAAAAUAAGAUGUUAGUUGAUCGCUGGAUGCUGCAGAAGAUGCAGGAUGCUGAACGGCUCAAUGAGGCAAAUGCACUUUAUGACGAAAUGGUUAAUCGGCUCAAGGCUAGUGGUUUAGAAAAUCUUGCUAGGCAGCAGGUUGAUGGUGUGGUUCGCCGAAAUGAAGAUGGUGCCGAAUUCUUUGUGGAGUCAACUGUUCCCUCCCUAUGCAAGCAGAGGAUACAUGCCCAUGAAGGUGGUUGUGCCUCCAUAUUGUUCGAGUACAAUUCUGCCAAACUGAUUAGUGGAGGACAGGACCGAUCAAUCAAGAUGUGGGACGCGAGCACUGGAACAUUAAGUCAUACUCUUUAUGGUUGCCUUGGCUCUGUUCUCGAUCUUACCAUUACCCAUGAUAAUAGAUCUGUCAUUGCAGCAAGCAGCUCAAACAACUUAUUUGUAUGGGAUGUCAAUUCAGGCCGUGUACGCCAUACUCUUACUGGUCACACAGAUAAAGUUUGUGCUGUAGAUGUAAGCAAAAUCUCAAGUCGUCAUGUUGUCAGUGCUGCUUACGAUCGUACCAUAAAAGUUUGGGACUUGAAUAAGGGUUACUGCAUCAACACAAUCAUUUUCCCCAGCAACUGUAAUGCUCUUUGCUUCAGCAUGGACGGACAUACCAUUUGUUCUGGUCAUGUUGAUGGGAAUCUUCGGUUAUGGGACAUUCACUCAGGAAAGCUACUUAGUGAAGUUGCCGCGCAUUCACUUGCUGUUACAUCUAUCUCUUUGUCUCGAAAUGGAAAUGUAGUAUUGACUAGUGGAAGGGACAACUUGCAUAAUUUGUUUGAUAUGCGAUCUCUAGAAGUUUGUGGCACACUUAGAGCAAUGGGAAACAGAGUGGCAUCGAAUUGGAGCCGAUCCUGUAUCAGUCCAGAUGACAACUAUGUAGCUGCUGGAUCCGCCGAUGGAGCUGUUUACAUUUGGUCCAUUUCUAAAGCCGAUAUUGUCAGCACUCUGAGGGAACACACUUCUCCUGUGCUGUGUUGCUCGUGGAGUGGGAUCGGGAAACCUCUAGCCUCAGCAGACAAGAAUGGAAUUAUUUGUACCUGGUCAUGAUAUGUAUAGUGUCAAUAUGAUAAACGGGGACAUGGAGUCUGGUAAAUUGGUAAAUGCUCAGUGUCAAGAUUGGCAGACUGGCCGGCCGGCCGGCCAAGUUCUUUUCUCUUUAUUUUCAUACGAUAAAUAUACACAUUGUAUACAAGCUAACUUGGUGUGGGGUUGGUGUAGAUGUUCAUUGUUCUAAACUCGUAUCUGUGAUUUAUUCUCUCUCAAGAGAAGAAACGAAAAGAAAAAGAUCUUGUAUAAUCUAGUGCAUUUAGAGUUUAUGUUUCAUGGCUGAAUGUAAGUUGUAACCACUCAUGGCUCUGCUAGUAUGCUGUAAACCUGUACUUUAGAACCGGCUUCAUUUUUCUUCCUCCUUCAGCCGUGCACUGGAAUUGAGGUUUAUUUUGGAUG